Ophidiomyces ophidiicola is the source of this 2832-nucleotide messenger RNA. RefSeq names its product NET1-associated nuclear protein 1 (gene NAN1). The record is from RefSeq and is a predicted model, not a curated record. The transcript has 3 exons. Gene Ontology annotation, molecular function: RNA binding; protein binding. Bases 1 to 2832 code for a protein of 943 amino acids. Gene Ontology annotation, biological process: positive regulation of rRNA processing; positive regulation of transcription by RNA polymerase I. Gene Ontology annotation, cellular component: nucleolus. NCBI's taxonomy places the organism in Eukaryota, Fungi, Ascomycota, Eurotiomycetes, Onygenales, Onygenaceae.
AUGAAAGGAAAAAGGGCCUUGCGCCCGGAUGCUUCCCCUGAUCGCGAUGUCAAAAGGAUCAAGCACAACGGAGCUGUAGGCAUCUUGACCACAAGCGCGUCUCCGCAAGACCUUUCGAUUCCAACCACGAAAUUGGAAGUUCCCUCCACGUUGAGACGGUCGUCAAAGCGAAAUAAACCAAACAUCCCAAGCGUGCUUGCCACUUGUCCGCAGGAAAUCCAACCAUAUCAAGAUCAAUGGACAAUAUCCUGUCGUGGUGGGGGACGAAUUUCAAAUAUUGAUCCUGUUUUCUCACCAGAUGAAAAGUACAUUCUAAUUCCACACAGCAAUAUCAUUCAAAUCUAUUCCAUGACUACAUCCUCAAUUGUUCGAACGCUCCAGACCCCUGAUAACCUCAAUUAUAUCAUCAGGCACAAAAUUUCGCCUAUUGAUCCUCAUCACCUGUUUGUUGCAACACACUGCGGCACCAUAAUCGAGUGGGAUUGGACCACUGGAAAAUUGAUUCAGCUGUAUGAACUUUCUACUGUAGUCGUCUCUUUUGACGUGAUUUCGGUCACUACUCACGACCCUAAAGUUCAUGAUGCCCUCAACUUAUACACCAUUUGCAAAAAUAAAGAAGGGAAAUAUGAGAUCCGUGUCAGUGUCGAAGACCAUGAUUCUGACAGCCGAUUAUGGAAACACUCGGUGAUAUACACAACUUCUACACGUAUAAGCAAUUUGCGCAUCGCUGCUGGCGGUCGAGUUAUUCUCGCUUUUGCUGGCGUAUAUGUUGUGGCUGGGUAUUGCCACAAUUUAAUGCCUGGGGCUCUAGGGCCAUCAAAACAUUCUUGGCGUGAAGUCCGACUCUCCGUGUACGCAACGUGCUAUGAUAUUUGGGAGACCUCCCGUCAAAAAAAGUCUCACAACAAGAUUGAAACUCAGCCUCUAGUUCCUGCAAUAGACCUGGCGGUCGGAGAUGAGGAUGGCGCGAUAUUGAUAUACCAUGAUUUCAUCACUACACUGCUAAAUUGUGAAAAAGAAGAGGAACUUGACACCGGAUUGGUAUCACGGCGACUUCAUUGGCAUCGAGAUACUGUAAAAACUGUGAAAUGGUCAAAAGACGGCAACUACAUCAUUUCAGGAGGCCUAGAGACAGUAUUGGUUUUAUGGCAACUGGAUGCUGGUAGACAGCAAUUUUUACCGCAUCUUACAUCUCCUAUCUGUAAUUUGGUUGUUUCUCCUUCUGGCGCCAGUUAUGCUGUUAAGCUUGCAGACAAUUCCGCUAUGGUGCUAUCAACGUCGGAGCUAAAACCAACUGCUAGCAUGAGCAGUUUACAAAUCCCACUCUAUAACGAUAUAUCUAAUCAUCACUCUAAGAAAAAGAAGUCAAAUAACUUGGACGAGCGGACGUUAUUUCUUAAUAAAAUACCAGCAGCUAUAAACCCCAUUUCGGGCCAUCUGCUGCUUGCAGUCCCCUCUUCUCAAACAACUUCUUCUCCCGAUCGACCCCCUAACGCCUCGUUCCUACAAACCUUUGAUAUCCGAUCUAAUCAGUAUAUUUCUCGCCAGGCAAUUGCUCGCACAAACGUAUCCAUUCUGAAUUCUGGCCCAGAAGGCACGGGAUUAACAACGCCAAAUAGCAAAUUUAUACAGAUAUCAUUUGAUGGAGACUGGUUGGUAACAGUUGAUGAAUGGGAUCAGUAUAUCGACACCGUGAAUAUCCUAACUCCCCUUAGGGAAGUCCUGGACCCUUGCAAAAGAAGAGAAACUUUCUUGAAAUUUUGGAGGUGGAGCGAGUGUUGUGGCGAGUGGGAGCUAGUUACCAGGGUAGACAACCCACAUGGUUCGCCAUUAUAUGGCUCCUUACCUAUUCGCGACUUGGUGAUGUGCCCCAGCCGCCUGGCUGUCGCAACUGUUGGCGAUGACGGUGCGGUCAAGAUCUGGACGCCAGAAUAUAAACGCGAUGCAUCGAAACGCUCUAUCAAGACAUGGAAAUGUUCACAAACUAUUGCGUUAGACAAAUUAAAGAAUGAAUCCGAGCAAUUACCCCAAACAAGAUCAUGUCUCAGCUUUUCAGGGGAUGGCUCUAUACUUGCCGUUUGUUGGGCUAAAUUGUCUAGUUCGGAGCCUGGUAUUGUUUUUCUCAUCGAUCCGAUUGAUGGGCGAAUCUGCUAUUCUCGACAAAACUUGUUCUAUGGGUUACCCCGAGAUUGUGGGUUCGUUGAUCGCUAUCUGAUAAUCUUGUCUGAUCACCUUGUUUCAUGGCAUACAGUCACCGAUAAAAUUUCUUUUGUACUCUCAUUAACCGACAAAACCGGUUCCCAGUCUUAUGCCAAGUCUGCCCCCUUACUCGCUCUGGAUCAUAGAAAUCAAACGUUCGCCGUCGCGUUUCCAAAAACUAUUUCCUAUAGUGAAGAGACACCCACGGAAUCCGAGAAGACUCAAUUUCAAAUAGCCAUAUUUAAACCCACUGCACCGGGCGCCUUGUUCCAGUCAAAGCUUGAGAGUGCCCCGCGAGCGCUUAUGGCAGGUUCAAAAACUGGAGACUACACGAUCAUUAAUUCAGCCGCAGAGGUAAUACAAGUCUCGUCUAGCACCCAGACGGGCCCUGUAACCGCCGAUAUGAGUUCGACCGAGACACUUCUUAGAAGCGGUCUCGAAGAUCUAUUUGGUUUCCGUCAACUUCCUCUCCAGUCUGGACAGGGACAGCCAGCUAGCAGUCUUGUGGCCCUUGAUCACGCGAAGAGUCUGGCAGAUAUUUUUGAUACAGGGCCGUCAUUUGCACUUCCAGAUAUUGAAAUUUUGCUGAGAGACGUGGUGGAUGUUUUCAGUUCUAGAACAGUGCCAGCUUAG